Neospora caninum is the source of this 606-nucleotide messenger RNA. RefSeq lists its product as hypothetical. The record is from RefSeq and is a predicted model, not a curated record. Bases 1 to 606 code for a protein of 201 amino acids. Lineage: Eukaryota; Apicomplexa; Conoidasida; Eucoccidiorida; Sarcocystidae. The transcript has a single exon.
AUGGAUUACUUCGCGUCUCGCCCGUCGAAGGGACGGUCAUUGCCAUUUUGGAGGAUGGCGGUCCUGUUUUCCCUGGCCGGUUACUGUGGUUUGCUCGUCGUUGAGAGCCGUCGCGUCCGCGAGACAGGCGUUGCACGAUGCUUCUUUCGUACUGGAGAUGCAGCCCGAGAUGCGAAUUUAACACCAUUCUAUGUUCCUAUCGAUGACAGACAAAUGUACGAGGAAGGGAUUAGAGACUACGUUGCCCAAAUGGGUGCGAGUAACGACCAAUUCUCAGUGGUGUGUACCGAAACAAGGGAAAAAGACGUGAAGUGUGAACUGUGCCUGUACAAUGAAGUGUCAGAGGACCGCAAGCACGUUCGACAAGGUCAGGUUCUGGACACCAUGCUGCUUGAGUGCAUUGAAGGAAAAUUCAGUCAGGGGUCAAUAAUGCCGAACUCUCAGUACCACCCGAUCUGCUAUCCCCCUCCACAGAGGCCUGUUCGCGAUGCGGCGGAGGCGGAAGGACGGAGCGUCAAUCCUCAUCAACAACUCGGCGACACUGGCACGAAAAAUGCAGGUGAAGAAUCAUGUGGCACCGGUAGCAAAGAAACAGGUGGCUCGUAA